AUGGUGGAUGGAGGCUGUGGUGGGUUUGACUGUGGUGGAGGCUAUGGCGUUGGCGUUGGAGUGGGUCUCACAGAAGAAGGCAAAAAGAGAAAGGAAGAAGCAGCGGGGUGUUCCAUUUUUGGGUCUGGGUUUGAGAAAGAAAAAUCAGAAUCGGAAGUGUUUAUUGAAUUCCGAAAGGUUUCGGACGGAAAUUGGAAUGGCUAUUUCCAAUCCGAUCUGUCCGAAUUACAAGCCUAA
This is a messenger RNA of Prunus armeniaca (apricot), 237 nucleotides long. The record is from the annotation of a GenBank genome assembly. NCBI's taxonomy places the organism in Eukaryota, Viridiplantae, Streptophyta, Magnoliopsida, Rosales, Rosaceae.